Molecule: messenger RNA, 1680 nt
Organism: Cucurbita moschata (crookneck pumpkin)
Lineage: Eukaryota; Viridiplantae; Streptophyta; Magnoliopsida; Cucurbitales; Cucurbitaceae
Product: actin-7
Exons: 5
Coding region: 146-1279 (377 amino acids)
Source: RefSeq, a predicted model, not a curated record
CCCUGAUUUCUCUUCCUGUAAUUCCUGUCGCGCAACACAGCUAGCUAGGUCGACUCUCACUACUCUCAGCCACACCUUCGUCUUUGGAGGUUGGCUUCUUCUUCCUCGUUCAUUUUCCUCUCUUUAAUCCAAGUUUUUGAAAGAGAUGGCAGACGCUGAAGAUAUUCAGCCACUUGUUUGUGACAAUGGAACUGGAAUGGUGAAGGCUGGCUUUGCUGGUGAUGAUGCUCCUAGGGCUGUUUUUCCCAGUAUUGUUGGUCGUCCCCGACAUACCGGUGUCAUGGUUGGAAUGGGCCAAAAAGAUGCCUAUGUUGGGGAUGAGGCUCAGUCCAAAAGAGGUAUCCUUACCUUGAAAUAUCCCAUUGAGCAUGGUAUAGUCAGUAACUGGGAUGACAUGGAAAAGAUUUGGCAUCACACAUUUUACAAUGAACUUCGUGUUGCUCCCGAAGAGCACCCUGUGCUUCUGACUGAGGCUCCACUCAACCCAAAGGCUAACAGAGAAAAGAUGACUCAAAUCAUGUUUGAGACGUUUAAUGUGCCUGCUAUGUACGUUGCCAUCCAGGCCGUUCUGUCCCUAUAUGCUAGUGGACGUACAACUGGUAUUGUGCUGGAUUCUGGUGAUGGUGUGAGUCACACCGUUCCCAUUUACGAGGGUUAUGCCCUCCCUCAUGCAAUUCUUCGUUUAGACCUUGCCGGUCGUGACCUCACUGAUGCUUUGAUGAAGAUUCUCACCGAAAGAGGUUACAUGUUCACCACUACUGCUGAACGGGAAAUUGUCCGUGACAUGAAGGAGAAGCUGGCAUAUGUUGCUCUUGACUAUGAACAAGAACUCGAGACUGCAAAGAGCAGUUCCUCUAUUGAGAAGAACUACGAACUUCCUGAUGGACAAGUCAUCACCAUUGGAGCUGAAAGAUUCCGUUGCCCAGAAGUUCUAUUCCAACCAUCUCUCAUUGGUAUGGAAGCUGCAGGAAUCCACGAAACUACCUACAACUCCAUCAUGAAGUGUGACGUAGAUAUCAGAAAGGACCUUUACGGAAACAUCGUCCUCAGUGGUGGCUCAACCAUGUUCCCUGGCAUUGCAGACAGGAUGAGCAAGGAAAUUACAGCCCUCGCUCCCAGCAGCAUGAAGAUUAAGGUUGUUGCCCCACCCGAAAGGAAAUACAGUGUCUGGAUUGGAGGGUCUAUUCUCGCAUCCCUAAGUACCUUCCAGCAGAUGUGGAUUUCAAAGGGUGAAUAUGAUGAAUCGGGCCCAUCCAUUGUCCACAGGAAGUGUUUCUGAGCUGCUGGUCAGUUUCUUUGCUGGUGAGUUAUUUUUCCCUUUAGUUGGCUUUUUUGUGUCAUGUAAUGUUGAACUGAGAUUGGUUGGCGUCAAAGGAGGAAGGAAGGGGGGGACUGUGUUAGAUUUGUUGUAUCAAUGCAUUUUCAUUCACUAUGAUUCUCCAUUCAUACGGUGGCCUUGUUGUUGGAAGCUCACAAUUGCUGGUGACCCUCCAGAUUUGUGGCAAAAAGAAUCUGUUCUGUUCUGUCAUCUGUGGUUCUCGACCAAAUGAUUUUAGGGAUAUUCGUAGCAGAAAGAGUGAUUGUGAUGCUUUUCCUAAAUAUAUACUUUUUUUCCAAUUUUCUUUUCUUUUUGAAGGUUUUUCCUGAGAACAUUAAUGUUAAUAUUUAUUGUAUGCGAAA